AACUGGGGCUGUGGGGGUCAGGAUGGGAACGAUGGGGAAAGGGACGAAGGUGGGUGCGGAGAGAAAAGGUGGAUACGGAGAAGGUAAGCAUGGGAGAAAAGAGGUGGCAUGAGGAAGAAAGAAGCCAUGCUGGAAGAAGGUGGGCAUUGGGGGUGGGGGGAGAGGCAGGUAUGUAAGGGAAGGUGAGAAUCGGGGCCUGACGGUGCAGUGGAUCCAGAUGUGAGGGACGAAGAGGGAGAUGAGGCUUGGGGCGAACGCUGAAUGGCAGAGCGGGAUCGGAGCUCACUGACUUUGUCCCUGUCUCCCCACCUCCUGCAGGUACAUGGUUCAGGUCCGAGCCGUGGUGAUGGCCCGAGAUGACUCCAGUGGGGGCUGGCUGCCUGUGGGGGGCGGGGGCCUCAGCCAGGUGAGCGUUUGUCGGGUCCGAGGGGCCAGGCCCGAGGGGGGGGCCCGCCAGGGGCACUACGUCAUCCACGGGGAGCGCCUUCGGGACCAGAAAACCACCUUGGAGUGUACCCUGAGGCCAGGCUUGGUUUACAACAAGGUGAACCCCAUCUUCCAUCACUGGAGCCUGGGCGACUGCAAGUUUGGGCUGACGUUUCAGAGUCCCGCAGAAGCUGACGAGUUCCAGAAGAGCCUGCUGGCUGCACUGGCUGCACUGGGGCGAGGCUCGCUCACCCCCUCUUCCUCCUCCUCUUCCUCCUCCCCUUCCCAGGACACCGCAGAGACUCCCUGCCCUCUGACGUCCCAUGUGGACAGCGAGUCCUCCUCCAGUCACAGCCACCAGGAGACGCCUCCCACCGCGGCGGCGGCGGCCACUAUCAUCACCGUGGAGUCAGCUUCUGGCUUCGGGCCGGCCACGUCCCCCCAGCGCCGGCGCUCCUCCGCUCAGAGCUACCCUCCGCUCCUACCGUUCACGGGGAUUCCGGAGCCCUCAGAGCCCCUGGCCGGGGUAGGGGGCCCGGGCUGGGGCGGCCGUGGCUAUGAGGAUUAUCGGCGCGCUGGGCCGCCCGCACCCCUCGCCCUGUCCACCUGCGUCGUGCGCUUCGCCAAGACCGGCGCGUUGAGGGGUGCAGCCCUGGGGCCUCCCACCGCGCUACCCGCCCCUCUCGCCGAGGCUGCGCCCCCAGCGCCCCCGGCUCGCCCACCACCCGGCCCCGGCCCUGCCCCUGCGCCGGCCAAGGCCUCCCCGGAGGCAGAGGAGGCGGCGCGCUGUGUGCACUGCCGUGCGCUCUUCCGCCGCAGAGCUGACGGGCGUGGUGGCCGCUGCGCGGAGGCCCCGGACCCGGGUCGCCUGCUGGUGCGCCGGCUCAGUUGCCUGUGGUGCGCCGAGAGCUUGCUCUACCACUGCCUGUCAGACGCCGAGGGCGACUUCUCGGACCCGUGCGCCUGCGAGCCGGGCCACCCGCGUCCCGCCGCGCGCUGGGCCGCGCUGGCCGCCCUCUCCCUGGCGGUGCCCUGCCUCUGCUGCUAUGCGCCCCUGCGCGCAUGCCACUGGGUCGCGGCACGAUGUGGCUGCGCUGGCUGCGGGGGUCGCCACGAGGAGGCGGCGCGGUGAGGACGGCCUGGUGGGUCCAGUAGCUGCACCGAGGACCCAAAAUUGAGGGUCCAGGACCCUGGACUCUGUUCGGACCCCAAACCCAAACCUAGGCACACCCGGAACUUGGAGCUUGAGUUUGGAUUGAGAGACCCCAGACCUGGAACCUGGACCCCAAAUCUAGGACUGAGAGACCCCAGACCCAGCUUCAUUGGGAUGUCUGUCCAAGAGGUCCCAGGCAUCCUGAGUUCUGGUGUCCCCAUCCUGCUGCCAUCCCCUCCCUGACCUAGACUGAGGAGACUCCAGGCAUCCCCCACACUCUACACCUCGGGCAGGCUGGGGAGCAUCUGUAUCCCUGAGAGACGCAGGGCCCUGCACCCCAACUCCCUGUUCAAAUAACCAACCCAGACCCUAUCAUGCCUGACGCCAUGAACCCUCAGAUUACAGCCCUGGAGUUAGUCAGGAGUUACCAGUACCCGACCCUGCCUGUAUACAAUUCCUCCCAGAUCAUGAGACCAUAGAACCCAGAUUCACCCCAGAGGGUCACCGAAUGCUCACCUAAAACUUGGGGCACCCAUAUCUGAGAUGUUCUUGUAGCCUCCAGGACCCCUGAGACACCAAACUCUCUUACAAUGCCCUGAGUAGUUCGAUAUGCCCAGAUGUUCUCUGACCAAGAUGACUUGGGAGACCCAUCUCAGAGUCUCUCCCAUUCCCCCCAACCAAGAUCCAGAUGUCAGACUCCAAGAUGCUCUGGGAGCCAAGGACCAAAGACCUCUGUAGACCCACCCACCCCAAGGCAGUGUUCCCAGGAGCUUUGGAUCUCCUAUAUGGGACUCUGAUGUGCCUCGUACUCCCCUAUGUAGUACUGAAGGCCACCAACACCUUGGGGCCCAAGACACUGGUCCCAAGUCCUUUUUCAAAACCCAUUAGACUUGGAUUUCAAGCCCCAUAAUAGUCUGGAAUCUUUGGCUGCUUUGUAUCCACAGAUCCUCAAUUCCCUAAAAGCUGGAAGCCCAGCUCCCAGAAGAUGGGAUGUUCAUGGCAACCCAGACCUCUGACCCCUUGGCCCCCAGCCCCUGAGCGACCCCAAGGUGCUUUGGGAGCACUGGUCCCAAGACCCCAAGGUGCCAUUGAUACCCCAAAUUCAGGGCUCAAGCCUACACAACAUUGGGAUGGUCCCUGCUCAAGACCUUGGUCCCUCCAUACCAGAGACAGAACUGAAGUGCCCCAGGGCCAUAGCACCUUCAGAUCCCAGAUUUCUUUGGACUCAAGCCUCUUAAGCCUGAUAUUCCCCAAGACCUGGUGCCCUUGAAUCCUGAUGUCUAUAAGCCCCUGAAACCCCAAGGUCCCAGACCUCUGAAUUCAAGUCCUAAGGAUCCCAGCCCAAGCCCCCAGCAUCUCACAGAACUACCCUUUUACUAGGGUAAAAAAACAAACAUUUUGAGCUCAUGUUUCUGAAUUCCAGAACUACCCCAGAGCUCCCCCACUCCCAUCUUUAGGACCUAGCAUUGCCAUAGAUGAUUGCGCAAGCUGUUCAGUAAUCAAAGCCACACAGUCAAGGUGGGGGUGUGGCUGGAAUUCACACUGCACUCUGCUGGCUACACUGUGCACGAAGUCACUUUUUAGGCUAGCUAUGGAUCUACACACACACACACACACACACACACACACACGCACACCCCUUGCACUCAGCCCCAAGCCUGACCUUGAACCCAAGUCCUAGUCCAAACUUCUUCUGUUCUGCCCUGUUAACCCCUUCCCUUCCAUCUCAGAGUUGGGGAUUGCUUUGCGAAGUUUGAAAGCCUAUUUCACGGCCCUCUGUGAUCCCUCUUCUGGGCAAGGGGGUUGCCACAGUCUCUUUCCAGAGUGGGAUGGGACUUCCAGGGUACCUCAGAUCUGAUGGCCUGAAUGGGAGGAUCAAGGUCUUGGAGCAAGACAAUCUCAAUGCUCUGUGGGCUUGGGACCUGCAUCUGGUCCCAAGCAUCUGGAAAUGUGCACUUACCUUUCUUCAUUACCCAGACUUGGAUGACCUUGUAGGAGUUCAAGGGAUAGGUCAAGGGGGUCAGAGGGCUAGAUCCUUCUGUCACUUCCUUUAAAUUAUUAACUAUUUAUUACAUCCGGAACCUGUGAGAUUCAGCUCUCCCAACCAGACCCUGGGAUGGGUGAGAGAACAGGGGGAUGUCCCUCCCAUCCCCACUCUGCCCAGCUCUCAUCACUGUCAGACCCACCAGAGCUGAGGGCGGAGGGACCGGGGGCUGGGGCAGCCUGGGUCCCCAUCCCCCUCUCUGUGCCUCGGUCUCCUCCCUUCCGUGGUGGGCGGGGGGAAGCUCCAUUCUUAACCUACCUCGUUUUGGGGAGGGGUGGGACGGGGACCAGAGUGCUGUAAGGUGCUGUGGGAUCUGCGGAUGAAGCGGUGGGAGCCGGGGAAGGUUCCCCCGGCCCCCACCUCCCAGCACCGCCUCUCCCAGGUCUCCCGGUCCUGCUCCCUGCUGAUACCCACCUCUGAUCCAUGAUUCCUCUUCAUCACCCCCAAAUCAGGGGUGCGUGGAGGGCUGACCCUGGGAGCCAGGAAGACCUCAGACCCUGGAGCCCCCAGGCCCAAUUUCCCAGCUGCCUGCCCCUCAGAUUGGAUGCUUGGCCCCCAGAUUUGGGGGAGGCACCCUGACAUUUAUCUUCCUGAUCUCGAUUCCAAGCCAGUCUGUGACCUCAAUAUUGUUAUCAGUGCAGGCUGCAGUGGUGGGGGAGGAUGGGGGCCAAAGACCCAGCCUUGUCAUUGGGGAGGGGGCAUGAAAUAUUCGCUCCAAGAAACGUCUGUGACAAAGUCUCAGCCUGUGUCCUUUAUUUGCAUUGAUACACCCCAUCCAUCACCUUCCUGAACACCAAGCCAGUCUCCUACCCAAUUCAUCCUUUCUCUACUUCCUUUAGUCCCAGGCAGGCCCUCCAGCUGAGUUGCACACAUUCAGUCACUCAGGUACAUUUACUGUACACCCAUUAUAUGCCAGGCCCUGUCCUAGGCACUGAGGAUGAAGCAGUGAACAGAACAGA
Panthera uncia (snow leopard) is the source of this 4582-nucleotide messenger RNA. RefSeq names its product sprouty related EVH1 domain containing 3 (gene SPRED3). Gene Ontology annotation, biological process: multicellular organism development; negative regulation of MAPK cascade. The transcript is spliced from 5 exons. Gene Ontology annotation, molecular function: protein kinase binding. Lineage: Eukaryota; Metazoa; Chordata; Mammalia; Carnivora; Felidae. The coding region runs from base 323 to 1558 and encodes 411 amino acids. Gene Ontology annotation, cellular component: membrane. The record is from RefSeq and is a predicted model, not a curated record.